AAAAAAAAACUAAAAAGAAGAGAAUAAGAGCGGAAAAAGAAAAAAAAGUUUCUUCAGCUUUCGUUAAUGGCGGUUAGGGUUUUCUGUUGAUCACCUUUCACAAAGGAAAUUCUUAUUUCUGUCCCGCCUACUAUCCCAACAGCCCGCGCUUUCAUUUCUCUUCUUGUUUCCCAAAAACCCUAAUUCCAGGGUCUCCCCUAAAUAUCUCAAUUUCAACUUCCGAGUCCUCAAUCUUUACGAUUCCGCCUGGCUAUUUUGGGAUUCGAUAAAUUUUGAAAUCGGAGAGCGAGAAGCUGCGAUGGGCGCUCAAGAGAAAUCUCAAGGCAACUCCAAUUCGCUGCAGCGAGUAAAGUUCUAUCGUUUGAGUGAGGAUGGUAAAUGGGAUGAUCAAGGAACCGGGCAUGUCACUGUUGAUUACUUGGAGAGAUCAGAAGAGCUGGCUUUGUUUGUUUUUGAUGAAGAAGACAAUGAGACGUUGCUUUCACAUCGUAUCCGCCCUGAUGACAUUUACAGAAAACAAGAAGAUACAAUCAUAUCAUGGAGAGACUCCGAGUAUUCUACUGAAUUAGCACUUAGUUUUCAAGAGAACACGGGAUGCUCUUACAUAUGGGACCAAAUCUGUAAUGUGCAAAGAAGUAUGCAUUUCAGUUCUCUCAAUGGUGAAACGUUUCACUCAAUGAAUAGUGAGUUGACGGAAUUGCCAGCUGUGGAGCUUUCAACUCUCCCCAUAAUCCUCAAGACUGUGACUGAGAGUGGCAUUUCUGAUCAGAUGCGGCUGACAGAACUAAUAUUAAAUGAUCUAGAUUUCUUUCAGAAGCUGAUGGAGCUAUUUAGAAUCUGCGAAGACUUGGAAAAUAUGGAUGAUCUUCACAUGAUAUUUAAAAUAGUCAAAGGGAUAAUUUUGCUCAAUAAUGCUCAAAUUUUUGAGAAAAUGUUUGGGGAUGAAUUGCUCAUGGAUAUUAUUGGUUCUCUUGAAUACGAUCCUGAUGUUCCUCAGGUGCACCAUCGUAAUUUUCUGAUGCAACAUGUUAUUUUUAAGGAGGCUGUUCCAAUUAAAAAUUCAACGGUCCAAUCAAAAAUACACCAGACAUACCGUGUUGGUUAUUUGAAGGAUGUUGUUUUGGCAAGGGUAUUGGAUGAGGCUACAGUUGCCAGUCUCAAUUCUAUAAUUCAUUCUAACAAUGCUAUGGUUAUAUCUUUAUUGAAGGAUGACAGCAACUUUAUUCAGGAAUUGUUUGCUAGGUUGAGGUUACCCACCACAUCUGCUGAAUCAAAGAAAAAAUUGGUAUAUUUCUUGCGUGAAUUUUGUAGUUUAAGCAAGAGCCUGCAGAUGGUGCAGCAGCUUCAACUAUUUAGGGAUCUUAUAAAGGAAGGUAUCUUUGACAUUAUCACUGAUGCUCUGCAGUGUCAAGAUAAAAAGCUUGUACUAACGGGGACAGACAUCCUCAUACUGUUCUUGAAUCAGGAUCCAAACCUUCUGCGCUCUUAUGUUGUUCUUCCGGAAGGAAUUCCACUUUUAGGACUUUUGGCUAAAGGGAUGAUAACAGAUUUUGGGGAUGAUAUGCAUUGCCAGUUUCUUGAAAUUCUUCGUAGUUUACUGGAUUCAUUUGCAUUGUCAGGAGGCCAGAGAGAUACGAUUAUUGAUAUCUUUUAUGAGAAGCAUUUGGGUCAGCUAAUUGAUGUCAUAAUAUUAUCAUGUCCUGAUGAGGUUGGCCAGUCAACGAGUAAUUUGGCAAGCAGUGGCAAAAGAGUUGAAAGUCAAAAUAGCACGAAGCCUGAAAUUCUGUUAAACAUAUGUGAAUUGCUUUGCUUUUGUGUUGUGCACCAUCCUUAUAGAAUAAAGUGCAAUUUUCUCCUUGACAACGUUAUUGAAAAAGUUCUGUUACUUACACGGAGAAGGGAAAAGUACCUAGUAGUUGCUGCUGUUCGCUUUGUUCGAACUAUUCUCUCUCAUCGUGACGAACACCUGAUCAAUCAUUUUGUUAAGAAAAACCUUCUCAAACCAGUUGUAGAUGCUUUUGUUGCUAAUGGAAAUCGUUACAAUAUGCUGAACUCGGCAGUCUUGGAACUUCUUGAAUAUAUUCGCAAGGAAAAUCUGAAAUUAUUAGUUAAAUAUAUAGUUGAUUCGUUUUGGGAUCAGUUGGUUAAGUUUGAGAAUUUGUCAUCCAUUCACUCUCUGAAAGUCAAAUAUGAACAGUGCUUGGAAAAUUGUGGAACAAAAGCUAAUGUUAAUGUGUUGGACUCGAGAAAACGAAUUGAUGAGCGUGCCCUUGAGAAAGAGGAGGAAGAAUAUUUUAAUGAGGACAGUGACGAAGAGGAUGCAACAUCUAAAUCUCGCACUCGGAAAGUACAGCCUCAGCCUGUUUCAUCAGAUGGAGGUGCUGCAAGCUACCCAUCUUUAAGUCCGAGAUCUGGUGGACUCGUCGACUAUGAUGAUGAUGAAGAUGAUGAAGACUACAGACCACCUCCCAAGAAGCAGAGUGAAACCUCAGAGGAUGAAGGAGCCCUGGAGUCCCUUCGGUUGAAGCGAAAGUUGAUUUCUAGGGAGCAUGAGAAUGAGAGAGCUUAUAAGAAGCAGCGUCUGGGUAAAAGCUCCAAAACAAGAGAUAGUGUAUUUGCUGCUUUGUGUUCAACCCUAAGCCAUGCAGUCCUGCCAAGUAAGAAAACUGCAAACGCCGUGCCUUUAUCUAGUCGAUCAGCUGAUGAGAGCAAAGGCUUGGGUGAGGACAAUCAUACAGAGAAAGAAUCUAUCAGCCCGAGAAGUUCUGAUAGAACUAGUUCAGAAGAGGACAACCACAGAGAGAAGGAACCUCCGAGAAACUGUUCAGAUUGUUUGCAUAGUCCCUCAGGCAGUAGACAACAAUUAAGCGGAGAGGACUGCCUCUUGAUACCACCAAAAUCCUCACCUGAAAUGGCUGUUAAUGGAUCUUAAGGGUAAUUUUGGAGAAUCUUAUGCACAAUUUAACCCGUUUUCUUGUUUGUUGUAUUCGACUCAAGAAUGUGCUUGCUGGUUAUCAGUAUGGACUACCAAAGAAGUGGAUUCAGAGAAACACCAGGAAGUCAAGAAGGAAAUUCAGAUUGUUUGUCAGUGGGAGGCGAUAGAUGAUCUGCAAGCAGAGGUCGGGUAAAAUUAUACUCCAUUAUGCAAAUGUCAAGAAUACCACCAAGCCUUUUCUGAUGCUUUGAGCUGAGCUUUGGACUUUAUGCUUUUAGCCUCACCGCCAAACUGUUGCUUCUGUAGAACAUUACCUGCUUUUUGGUCUUACUUUUCACCUU
Hibiscus syriacus is the source of this 3276-nucleotide messenger RNA. Its product is annotated as serine/threonine-protein phosphatase 4 regulatory subunit 3B-like. The record is from RefSeq and is a predicted model, not a curated record. Gene Ontology annotation, biological process: protein dephosphorylation. The transcript is spliced from 24 exons. NCBI's taxonomy places the organism in Eukaryota, Viridiplantae, Streptophyta, Magnoliopsida, Malvales, Malvaceae. Gene Ontology annotation, cellular component: protein phosphatase 4 complex; nucleoplasm. Gene Ontology annotation, molecular function: protein phosphatase activator activity. The coding region runs from base 299 to 2932 and encodes 877 amino acids.